CUGCCAUUGUUUUCGUUGAAUCGUUCCCGCCGCCUUCGCAGUUCCCCCGGUCCCUGUCUUCCUACCAUCAUGCGGCCGACGUCAGUGUUGCUCAAGUCGAGCAGGUCAGCCUGGAAGGGCCCAUACUUCGUCGCGUUCCCCAACUUGCGGCAGGCCCUCGAGGACCACGUACCGAUCAAGACGCAGGCGCGGUCGUGCACAAUAUUGCCGAACUUCAUUGGCAUCCGCUUCAUGGUCCACAACGGCCGGGACUACGUCCCCGUCAUGGUCACCCAGGACAUGGUCGGCCACAAGCUCGGCGAGUUCGCGCACACGAAGAAGAGGUUCAACUGGAAGGGUAACAAGGGCAGGUUAUAGUCGACAUGCUUCACAUGCUACCGGCGCCCUUUACUUAGCUACCGUCUUCCGCCCCUCCUUUGGUCGUAGUCCCCAUAGAUUGCCGUACACGACUGCCUCUGCCCCG
Schizophyllum commune H4-8 is the source of this 463-nucleotide messenger RNA. RefSeq names its product mitochondrial 37S ribosomal protein RSM19. NCBI's taxonomy places the organism in Eukaryota, Fungi, Basidiomycota, Agaricomycetes, Agaricales, Schizophyllaceae. The record is from RefSeq and is a predicted model, not a curated record. The transcript has 4 exons. Gene Ontology annotation, cellular component: ribosome; cytosolic small ribosomal subunit. Gene Ontology annotation, biological process: ribosomal small subunit assembly; translation. Gene Ontology annotation, molecular function: RNA binding; structural constituent of ribosome. The coding region runs from base 70 to 357 and encodes 95 amino acids.